UUUUCUGUUUUGUCCUCCUCCACCAGAGCAUCUCCAGCUCUGCCGUUCUGCAGCGACGCAACCAGCGCUCCUGUCCUCGUUCAGAGGCAGCAAAGUGGGUCAGCGCAGCGCCGCAGACACCAGCCGGGCCGCCGGUGGGGAUGGCGUCGCUCAGCCGCAGGCGCGGAGCGUCCAGGAGCGGCGUGGUGGAGAAGAGGAACCUGCUCACAGUGUGCAGGUUUUCAGUGAAGACCCUGCUGGAUCGUUCUUGUUUUGAAACCAUCGACGACUCUUCGCCAGAGUUUGUUAACUUCGUGUCCAUCCUGGAGCACAUCCUCAGUCAUCGGCUCAAAGGUCAGACCACAUGGUUUGGUUACGAGAGUCCUCGGAGUUUCUGGGAUUACAUAAAAGGGGCCUGCAGUAAAGUGCCUCAUAACUGCAUCCGAAGCAUCGAGAGCAUGGAAAAUGUACGAUCAUCAAGAGCAAAGGGCAGAGCAUGGAUCAGGGUUGUUCUGAUGGAGAAGCGACUUUCAGAGUACAUUUCAUUUGCUCUGAAGGACUUCAAAACCACAAGGAGGUUUUUUGAGGAAGGAGCGAUCAUGCUGGGAGAAGAGGCAGGACUGCUGGCAGACACACUCAUCGGCCUUAACACCAUUGAUUUCAGUUUCUGUCUAAAGGGGGAGGGUCUGGACGACAGCUGCCCUGCUGUCAUCGACUACACCCCUUACCUGAAGUUCACACAGAGUGCAGACAGCAUCAGCAGCGAUGAGGAGGAGAUGAGGACUCUGGGAAGUAGCGGCAGUGAGAGCAGCACUCCUGACAAGACGGCCACCGCUGCAUCAAUCUUCACAGAGCAGAGCACUUUGUUUAGCAAGUGCAAACGCUUUGAGCAGAAGUAUCGCAUGGCUCUGGAGCAGAAGGGUUACCUGGAAGAGUUGGUUCGUCUACGGGAAGCCCAGCUGUCAGAGGCCGUUUCUCACAACAAAGCCCUUCAUCAGAGCCUAGCAGACACACAUCUCUCCCACACACUGGAGAAACAGCAGCUUGAGUAUAUCAUAGUGGAACUGCAGAACCAGCUGACUGUGCUGAAAAACAACGAUUUGCGUUCCAGGCAGGAAUUAACAGCCCAUCUGACCAAUCAGUGGCCGUCUCCAGAUGCCUUGGAUGCUAAUGCUGUUGCCUUGGAUACGCUGCUGUACAGGAAAAGCACCGGGCAAUGGGAGGAAAAGAGUUUCCAGAGUCUGGAGCAGCUGUCUGCAGGGAUGAGCCUCACAUCAAACACACAAGGUAAAGAGGAAACGCCGUCUCUCAGAGGUCUGUGUGGCUCACUGACCUCCGUAGCCAGCUAUAAAUCUCUGGCCAGCUUGAAGUCCAAUGAGUGUUUGGCCAGCGCUGCGACAGAGUUUAGCAGCCCGGGUGUUACUCCAUCAUAGGAUUUAUGACGGCUCAUCAGAUCAAGCAAUUCAGGAACUUUGCUCAUGCCAGUGAUGCUGAUAUUAUUUCUUCUGUUUCUAAAUGUGGAGCGUGAGCUGAAGAUGACCUGAUGGCACUAAGAGACUGAACAUUGUCCCAGCUUUGUCAAGUGUUCAAAUUAUGUUGCUGCUUUUCUGUGUAGCUUUAUUUCUCCCCAGCUUUGGAAACAAAGUGAAUCGAUUUUAAAGAUGCAGUAUCAAUUCCCAUCUCCUGUUUCAAUGUUGCAAAGAUGAUUUUUAGAGAUUACGGCAAAUUACUCAUCAGAACACAUCAGAUCUGUUGCUACUUUCCUGCAGCCUGAAUGGAGCACUGCUCUGGUUAAACUACUGGGUGUUUAAUUAAGAUGUUUGUCUGUGUUUCUUUUUUUUAAAAUCAGUGUUGUUUGAUAUCGUCUCUCAAUUCUGUUCUCAGGUAACCACCCCGCACCUAUGUAUUCUCAUUAAAUACCAAGAUGCGGUAUUUCAGUUUUAUGGUUAACUAUUGGUUAAUUAUAUAUAAUCUGUUUUUAGAUGUCUGCAAUGGAGCACAUGCAAAACUCAAAACACCUGCAUCAGGACAUCAGUAUGAAGUCAUUUGAAUUCAUUGUCACUAGCUGUUCACUUCAGCACUUACAGUAUUUGCCUUAGGCCUAUUCCAGCAGACAUUUGCACAGACAUCAAACUGAUAUUUUUGUUG
This is a messenger RNA of Cyprinodon variegatus (sheepshead minnow), 2127 nucleotides long. It is a transcript of the gene rundc3b, whose product is annotated as RUN domain containing 3B. NCBI's taxonomy places the organism in Eukaryota, Metazoa, Chordata, Actinopteri, Cyprinodontiformes, Cyprinodontidae. The record is from RefSeq and is a predicted model, not a curated record. The coding region runs from base 141 to 1412 and encodes 423 amino acids. The transcript is spliced from 11 exons.